Elaeis guineensis (African oil palm) is the source of this 473-nucleotide messenger RNA. Lineage: Eukaryota; Viridiplantae; Streptophyta; Magnoliopsida; Arecales; Arecaceae. The record is from RefSeq and is a predicted model, not a curated record.
GAGGGAGAGCGGAUAAGAUGGAGGGUGUUGUCCGUUCUUUUUUUAAAGAAGCGAUAAGAUCUCCCCACCACCUCGGUCUUUUUCUAUAUAAACAAACGCGAAGGGGGCGUUUCCGCGCAUUUCCGGUGCAACUCCACUUGCUUUGGAUCUCGAGUUCCUUUGAGCAGUUGUUUAGAUUUGGAUAUAUGGCGAUUUCAAUGGGGAAGAUGGGAUCGAUCGGUGCUUCGUCGUCGGCGAGCUGGGUAGGGAGAGCUAGUGGGGGGAGGCGGAAGGGGGCGGAGAGGGGGGUGUGGUGCUCCGCCGCCGCCGCCGGGAGCUUGAGGGAGCAGUACCGGACGCUGAGGAUUGAGCCCGGCGCCUCCGAGAAGGAGGUCAAGAAGGCUUUCCGCCAACUCGCUUUACAGUACCAUCCAGAUGUGUGCAAAGGGAGCAAUUGUGGUAUUCAGUUCCAUCAGAUUAAUGAAGCCUAUGAU